AUGCCGUCUGCUGAAGUAUCAUCACCCUUGCAAGCAACCAAUAUAAAACAACUCCAACUCUACGACAUAGCCGCUCAGAUCUUCGAGGAGUCUCCGCAAAACCUCCCAUCUCUCCCAUUCCUCCCAUCUCUCCCUCCUGGCCACUUAUCUCCCCACUCCCCUCGAGGCCAUCUUCGAGUUCAGAAACGCUUCUGGCAGUUUAUUAUAAUCAGUGAUACUACUACAUAUGUCAGUUACGGGACAAUAGAAGAUGGGGGAAAGCUCAAAGAAAGAGCAACUCAGAUUAAACAGCAUCUGUGUAUAGAGAAUGCACAUGAAUUUAUUAACAACAUGAUUGAAGAAAAGAUUGAGAACGGCUAUGUUGGAUGGGCUGCAUGGUAA
Paraglomus brasilianum is the source of this 381-nucleotide messenger RNA. The record is from the annotation of a GenBank genome assembly. Lineage: Eukaryota; Fungi; Glomeromycota; Glomeromycetes; Paraglomerales; Paraglomeraceae.